ACUUUAACCUGAUCAGCACUUAAGAAACACAUUAAAUGACGGAAUUCAUUCCUACACCAUAUCAUGAAACGCAUUAAAUGACGAAAUUCAUUCCUAGAUAAGGAAGAAAACCCCAGGGAAGUAAACCCCUUUUCUCCCAUUAUACGACUCUUGCUUACUGCACUCAAGGUAAUGGCUCCAAGUAGAAUGGGAUUAAACGAUUUUCCAGAUUCCUUACUGUGUCUGAUACUGACUAGAGUUCCUUUGGAUCAAGCAAUUCGUUGUUCUGUGCUUUCUAAGAGAUGGAAAUUGCUUUGGAGGUUCUUACCCAUCCUAGAUUUUUCAGAUGAUAUGCUUUAUUCAUCAGCCCGCUUACCUUCAGCCCGCUUACCUGAAAUCCAAAACAUAAUUGAUGGUAUUCUUAAGUUGCAUUCUGUAUCUCUCGAGGCUUUUGAUUUUCAUGGAGUAUUUACCUCCUCCAUUUCAAGUGCAAAGAUUGACGAGUGGAUUCACCAUGCUGCCCUGAAAGAUGUGACAAAGCUGCGUCUCCAAUUUCGUAGAGUGGUUGCGGUUCCGACUUCUGUUUUUACUUGCUGCAAGCUCAGAUCUUUGACUCUCAUGAAUUUUAGUCUCGAAAAUAUGCAUGGCUCCUUUUCUGGCUUUCCCUGCCUCGUAUCACUCUUUUUGGUCAACAUUAAACUAAAUGACAAGACCUUGGAGCUAAUGUUGCCAUUAUGUCCAGUUCUCAGAGGUUUAUUCGUACUUGAUUGCCAUGGGCUUCAGAGAGUAAAAAUAUGCUCCACCAGUCUUCUUCUUCUCAAACUUGAUUUCCCACCCUCAUGUAAUGAAAUCAAAGCAAUAACAGCAAAAUGCCCACGGCUGUGCAGCCUUACAAUACAAAUCAUGCAUCAUGUAGAAAAGAUGGAAUUUGAGUUGCCAAUAUGUUCAGAUUUGUCGACAACAGUUUCAAGACUAGAGCCGUUUACAGCCCUAAAAUCACUAAUGAAGGUGGCAUUUUUAAAUGGGAUUUACGAGGGUAAUGUUAGCAACCUACACCAAUUUCCAUAUUUAACGCAGAUUUGCAUCGACAACGCUAGAUAUCUUGCACGGUGCAGAACAUUUCAGGGGCUGCUCCAUUGCUAAAAAAUCUAGAGCAAGCUCAUCUUAAUGUCGCCUCACUUAAUGACGCUAUACCUUUGCUUGCCUAUCUUCUUCAACAUGCUCCUGCCAUGAAAACCCUAAUAGUAUCCCGCCAGCAAGGAUUCGAUGGCGCUCUCGAAUUUGUGAACAUGCUGUUUAACCUUCCCAGAGCAUCAAAGGAAGCCAAAAUUCUCUUAUCACUAAAAAAUUUUAAAGGAAGCGAGUGACCUCAACUGUCAUAUGAAGAUAUUGCAGUAAAAUGGACGCGUAGAUAAUGGAGACACAGAACUUAAGCGAGCAUCAAUGGGGAGUUUUUUAAGCUCUUGCAUUUACAGAGUUUUUUUUUUUUUUAAAUGUAAAGAGAUUUCUACAAUUCGUAAGAGAUUUCAGGAUUUUAAAGAUUUUCGAAAAUUUUGAAAACACAAUUUAAUCUUUAGAGAGCUUUUGAUUUUUUUUAAUAGAAGGGUGGAUAAACGUUGAAGAACUCUGUUUGAAUCCCUUGUCAAUUCAGGGAACUCUGUUUUCGUCUAGGAACAUGUGCAAUGAAACACAAGGUUUUUUUAAGGGCUUGUCACAGCCUUUUUAACCUCCUCUUGUUAAUUGUCUCUCUAUCCUCCUUCUGCAUGAGGUGGCUGAAAGAGUCCACGAUUGCCAAUGCCAGGGCUGAGCAUUGGGCCAUCUGGUUUUUGGCUUUAGGGAAUCUUUGGUUUAAACUAAGCAGAUUUAUUUUUUGGCUUCUCAUCCAUCGAUAUCUGUCCCUCUCACCAAUCUAGAAUUGCUUCCUGCUAUUAUGCAAUGCUCUGUCUAGAAUUCCUUGAUGAUUAUUAUCAGUAUUACUUUUAGUUACUGCAAGGCAAUGUUUA
Messenger RNA from Cryptomeria japonica (Japanese cedar), 1982 nucleotides. Its product is annotated as FBD-associated F-box protein At2g26860-like. NCBI's taxonomy places the organism in Eukaryota, Viridiplantae, Streptophyta, Pinopsida, Cupressales, Cupressaceae. Bases 172 to 1122 code for a protein of 316 amino acids. The record is from RefSeq and is a predicted model, not a curated record. Gene Ontology annotation, molecular function: protein binding. The transcript is spliced from 2 exons.